GCACAGUCUCGCUAUGCGUGCGCCAAAAUACCCGCAUGAAAAGUAAGCGCAGUGCUCUCCAUCUGUCCCUUUCAAACUAGCUUCUCAAUUGCACUGUAAUGAGGAUAUACUGCACAACUAACUGCAAGACGGUGUGCCCAAGAUCCCGUCUGUGUCACUCGCUUAUUUUCGUGCACAGAAGUGACCAUAAAUUUAAUCGCAAUGGCAAGAUUUCUUGUUUUACAUAUAUUUCUACUGAAAUGCUUAAUUAUUCUGGUAAUUAGUCAGUCACAGUUCCAAGGGCUUGUAAAACCAUGGAAGCACAGGAUUCAAUGGGAAUAUAACGGCCAGGUAUAUAGCUUACUGAGCACCGAUACGGAAUAUCAAGCGCCGACACAGGCAAAAAGGGAUACUCAAUUUUAUCUGAGCACCAAACGAGAAAUUAAUAGGCACUCUCUGUCUGCAUCGACUGGCAGGUCAUCCGGAGGCAGAGAAAUGUAUCUGAAAACCGAAUUCCUAAAACAUGAUUUAAACCAAAAUCAUGGCAAUAUUCAACAAACAAAUCAUCACUCGAAAACCAAUGUGCACAGACCAGAAGUUGGGCGCAACAUUCCUGCUGCCUUUCGCACUUCUGGAGCGAGGAACCUGUUGUCUGGGUCAUCCCAUAGAGAACAGGUUGCAGGUUCCCCUGGGGCUCGAAGCGCGUCCGUGGGAGCGCGCUCUGGGGCAAAUUCUACACCGUCGUUGACAAUUAGCGAUCCUACUGGCAACGGAGUUCCAAGAGGAGGAGGAAAUCAUGCUCGUAAUUACAAUGUAUUUGCUGUUUCAAGACGGGCUCAUGCUUCUCCAGAAAUAUCCACUGAGUUCCCCCGAGGUCUCGAUGGUCGCGGAGGGUCUACAACAGCGGAAAGCAAGAAUCCCGUAGAUGAAGGCACAAGGGAACCUAUUAAUCCUCUCCGGUUGGAAACCAGUGACGGCGCAGCUCAAGUGAAUGAUCACAAGACACUUGUUGGUGAUGAUUCUAAUUAUGCUAGAUCCCCGCAUGUGCUUUCUGAAAAUAGCAAUGAUGUUGGAAGAGAGAGUAUUAUGCCAGAGUCUGGCAAAACGGCAGACCCCAGUGAUAUGGUUGGAGAUGAUCCACGGUAUCCCUUCAUAAACAACGGGAACACCAUUCUCUAUAACGCCUACCGACCCCGUGGGAGAACAAGGGCUCGCCGUCUGCAAGGGUCUGGAUACGGAACAAGAUAUUUUCUCAACGGACUCCCGGACCUCAUUCCGGACCCUUAUUAUAUUCAAGCAUCUACUUAUAUACAGCGCGUGCAGAUGUACGCCUUAAGGUGUGCCGCCGAGGAGAACUGUCUGGCCAGGUCAGCGUACAGGCGAAGUGUCAGAGACAUUGACUUCAGGAUGCUGCUUCGGUUCCCCCAGAGGGUGAAGAAUCAAGGCACAGCAGACUUCCUUCCCCUGAAGCCCCGGCACCAGUGGGAAUGGCAUAGCUGCCAUCAGCAUUACCACAGCAUGGAUGCCUUUAGCACCUACGACUUGCUAGAUGUGUCCACUGGGCGGAAAGUCGCUGAGGGACACAAAGCAAGUUUCUGCUUGGAGGACACCACCUGUGAUCCAGGAUUCCAAAGGCGAUAUGCCUGCACAGCACACACACAGGGAUUGGGUCCUGGUUGCUAUGACACCUAUGACUCCGACAUUGACUGUCAGUGGAUUGACAUCACAGAUGUGCCUCCUGGUAAUUACAUCCUCAAGGUUACAGUGAACCCAACUUACCAAGUACAAGAAUCUGAUUUUUCCAACAACGCUGUGUGGUGUGACAUCACAUACACUGGAUCUUUUGUCCAAGCGCAGAACUGCCAGAUAAGGGGCAUCUAAUCUACCCAAUGUGCUAAUAAGGCCAUCAGAAGUGAGUUUCUGCUCAAAAAAAUAGAACUUUAUGCCAUCAAAGUUUUUACCUUGAUGGAAACUAACUGAGACUAACUUGGGAUAUUUUUUUUUACCAUACAGACUUAAAUAUAUUUCCCAUACAAAUAAAUAUUUCUGCACUUUUCAAACAUAACUGAAAUUCAAAGUAAGAAAGGAAAAGAUGAGUGCACCAAUAUGUGAUUAUGUAUUCAAUUGUAUAGCUUUUUAAUUUAAAAGUAUGUAAUAUUUUAACUCUGUUUAAUUAACUCCUCAAAAACAGAAAACAUUCAUUCUUAAGUUAUUUUUGAUGUACUGAAGGUGUUUUAAUGAAGGAAUUCAUGUAUGAUAGUAUUUUUAUUCUGAAAUGAACCACCCAUUGGCAAUAAAGAACCAAGUUCAAAUAAAUCCCUCAAAGUCAUUUUAUGUGCAUUCUGAAUACCAUUUCCAUGUUUAAAUAUUAGCCUUUUAUGUACCAAAUAUCAAUAUGUAUGCAUGUAUGUAUGUUUGUGUGGUUUUUCCCCGCAAAAUUUAAUGGAAUCAUGCUGCUUAAGCACAUGAACUUGAAUACUUGCUGUAAAACAGUUUUGUUCCUAGUGGGUGAAUUUAUUUAGAGCUUUUUUAUUUAGUUUGUUUUGUAUGAAAUAACUGUUCUCUGUAAAGUCAGUAUGGUUGUUUUAUUUGUGUAUGUCCAAAAAAACAGUGACUGAAAUUUAAUGAAAAUAAAUAAAUGAA
Molecule: messenger RNA, 2622 nt
Organism: Anguilla anguilla (European eel)
Lineage: Eukaryota; Metazoa; Chordata; Actinopteri; Anguilliformes; Anguillidae
Gene: loxl5a
Product: lysyl oxidase-like 5a
Exons: 7
Coding region: 202-1860 (552 amino acids)
Biological process (GO): peptidyl-lysine oxidation
Molecular function (GO): copper ion binding; protein-lysine 6-oxidase activity
Source: RefSeq, a predicted model, not a curated record